AUGGACUGGGCAACACUCUCUGUGGUCAUUGACUUGGCGCUGGUCGACGCCACGGACGUGGGCGUCGAGGCUGUCGCGCCGGCAAGUGAUGCCGAAAUGGCGACGAUCACACAGCACGUCACGCAACUCGGUGAGCUCUUGCGGACCGUCGACGGGAUGGUCGCCAGCGAUCUCGGGGCUGGUGUUCAUGAUGGUGCGGUGCACGACGAGGCGGCUGCAUUUGCUCAUCGCUUGACAUCCGUUCGCACGUUGCUGCAAGCUCGCCUCGAUGUCGGCGUCGCCUGUUGCGUGUGUCUCCACGUCCAGCCCUCGGCGUUCACGGCGCCGUGCCAGCACGAGCACUGCUUGCCGUGCUUGAGAGCGCUCCUUCUCUCAGCCACGGACGACGUAACGCGCCUCCCGCUUGCAUGCUGCCAGCAGCCAUGGGACCUCGACGCCAUCGCGCGCACUCAGGCCUUGUGCCAAGACGCGAUGCAGCGGCUGCGCGACCGCACGGAAGAAGCGACGGCGGAUCGACCGGUCUACUGCCCCAACACGGCGUGCGCGAUCACGUUUGUGAGCGCGCGGUACCUUGUGGGCACCGGGAGCUCGGUCGUGUGCCCAGGCUGUCGUCGCCGCAUCUGCGUCUUAUGCUCGCGCCGCAUGCACGAAGGGACGUGCGACGCCGAGGCCGACGCCUCCUUGAACGCACUCGGCGCCCGGGAGGGCUGGCAGCGCUGCCCACAUUGUCGCCGCAUGGUCGAACUCGUCGACGGCUGCAACCACAUGACGUGCAUUUGCCGCACCGAGUUUUGCUACGUUUGCGCCGGCCGCUGGAAGACGUGUGGCUGUCCGCAUUGGCACGAGGCGCGCUGGUUGGCGGCCGCUCGACCGCAGCGCGCUGUUCCGCAGGCUCGUGGCGCACAGCGAAUCGGCGGUGGUGCACGAGCCGAGCGGCCACGCCGUCCACCAGGCGCGAUCCAGCAAUGGUUUGAUAAUUUACACUUGGGCUAA
Messenger RNA from Saprolegnia diclina VS20, 993 nucleotides. RefSeq lists its product as hypothetical. Gene Ontology annotation, biological process: ubiquitin-dependent protein catabolic process; protein polyubiquitination; positive regulation of proteasomal ubiquitin-dependent protein catabolic process. Gene Ontology annotation, molecular function: ubiquitin conjugating enzyme binding; zinc ion binding; ubiquitin protein ligase activity. The coding region runs from base 1 to 993 and encodes 330 amino acids. The transcript has a single exon. Lineage: Eukaryota; Oomycota; Saprolegniomycetes; Saprolegniales; Saprolegniaceae. Gene Ontology annotation, cellular component: ubiquitin ligase complex; cytoplasm. The record is from RefSeq and is a predicted model, not a curated record.